UUCUACACAACUCUUCCUAAUUUCCUUUUCUCUCUCAACAUGAUGAAGCAGAACAAGAGCAACCGGGUGGCUGUCCGUUCAAAGCUAACGGCAGUAUCCAGCCGGCCGGUGAACCCGGGUACGAUCCAUUCUUUCACGGGUCUGGAUCAUGCAAUGGCCCUGCACAGCGUUCACGUGAUAUUCUACUACAAGGAGAAGCUGUUUUCAUAUUUUGACUUGGACCCGUUUAGGGUGUGUCUCUCGGAGACCCUAUCGCUGUACCCGCCAGUGACGGGUAGGAUAGUCCGGAGAGAGGUCGACGGUGAGUGGGAGGUCAAGUGUAACGAUGCCGGCGUGAGGGUGGUGAAGGCCACGGUGGCGACAACACUUGAUGAGUGGCUGGCAACUGCUGAUGGGGCGGAGGAGAGGUUGUUGACGGCGUGGGAUGAUAUGCCUCAUGGUGAUUCUAGUUCAUGGUCGCCGUAUAGAAUCCAGACUAUGCGAAGGAGAAGGCUGCUGAACAAUCAGCAAAAAAGGCUGCUUGUAGGGCCAAAAAAUCAAAGAUGGCUGCAGGGACAAGUGUGGAAGCCAAUUAAUGGAUGGCUACAUUGCUGGUGAACUACUAGACUGAAGUCUGGAAGAAUGGCUACGAAGUUGUAUUUGAAUUAGGACUUUCUAUUUCAUUGCAUAUUUGUACUUGAAUUUGGACUUCGUAUUUAAAUUUGGACACUUUGUAUUUCAAUUGUAGCUUUAAUUGUUCUUGAUGAGUACUUGA
Messenger RNA from Rosa chinensis, 754 nucleotides. RefSeq names its product protein ECERIFERUM 26-like. Bases 40 to 597 code for a protein of 185 amino acids. NCBI's taxonomy places the organism in Eukaryota, Viridiplantae, Streptophyta, Magnoliopsida, Rosales, Rosaceae. The record is from RefSeq and is a predicted model, not a curated record. The transcript is spliced from 3 exons.